Notodromas monacha is the source of this 3134-nucleotide messenger RNA. NCBI's taxonomy places the organism in Eukaryota, Metazoa, Arthropoda, Ostracoda, Podocopida, Cyprididae. The record is from the annotation of a GenBank genome assembly.
AUAGUGUAAGACUGAUAUCAAAUAUUUCUUGUCGCAAUGGUGGAAUAAUUUACGCCAUGCGCGUAUCACGUUUUUCAUUAUUCCAUUGAAAAUUGGCGUUGAACAUUUUGAAGAUUUAAUGUACCAAUACAUUAUUGAUUAGAAUGAUUUUGACGAGCCAAAUCUUCCUGAAUAAUUUUAUUACUUAUACAGUAUUUUCGAAUCUGUAAUACAGUCUGCACUCCAGCCAGUCUUCGUCGUUCACACUUAUUUUGUGUGUGACCCAUGUGGUAGUCCCAAUCCGUCAAUGUGUUUGAUUUUCUUCGUUUUUGCGUAUAAUUUAUUUUGUAAUCCCUCUAAAACAGUCACUUCUUCAAUUGCGUCCUAAAUUUAUUACUCAAUCUCGGAAAAAAAAGGCAGAAGCAGUUGGAGUGUGCUGUGCUUUUGAAAUAAAUGAGGGAUGAGUGUGGCACGAAAAUGAUUGUGGUUGAAUCACGAAUAAAUUUACGAUGCACAUUGGAUUGUGGAUUAUGGAGUGCCCUAUGAAUGGAUAUGAAGUGAUGUGAGCAGUUUGCUUUUUCCAGUGCAGCCGCAUAAAUUCUAACCAUCCAAUUUCUGAGAUUACGUCUAUUUUCUGAAUUUGGACACUCAUGCACCGUUCCUAGGUUAUUGCCAAUCUUACCCGGAUCUUUCAGCACCUAGGCUGAUCAUUCAGGCUAAUGGAUGGGGAGUUUUUCUGCGAUCAUGAGAGAAAAUUCGGUUUGAAUCAACUUGAUCUUGAUCCCACGUUGGUGGUCAGUGAAGAGCACUAACAUUUCCGUCUGUUGAAUAUUCAACACUUCAUUGGUGACUUCGAUUCGAUUCCUAUGAUGUCGAUUCAGGUAUGAAGUGUGAUUGUUUUUCUGUGUGCUGCUAGAGAUUUUGUUCCUGUGAAGAUGUUGAGAUAUUUGUUGAGGCUUCGGCUGUUUUUCAUAAGCUUCGUGAUAACUUGUACCGUGGGCAUUCUGUUUCUUUCGGAUGAAACGAAUGUUCGUACUGCGACACGAUCUCCAGGAGCACAGGAGAUAAAUGUUCCGAACAAGAAGCUGGUCUUCGUGGGGAUUAUGACGACGGUCAACUUUUUACGAACGAGGGCUGUGGCUGGUGUCGAAACUUUUUUGUCUGUCUUGCCUCAUGGGGUUGAGUACAUGUAUUUCGUACCAGAAGGAGCGCUCGCAAGAAAGAACUUCUCUGUACCCAUGAAUGUGUACGAAUUGAAAGGAGUAGAUGAUACGUAUCCACCGCAGAAGAAAGCCCUCGCAAUGUUUUAUUACAUGUGGAAAAUACAUGGUAAUGGAUUCGAUUGGUUUGUCCGACUGGAUGAUGACGCUUAUUUGAAUGCUGUGGAGUUACUGAAGCUUCUUCGGUCACUGAAUCCAAAUGAGCCGCACUUGAUUGGGCAAGGAGCCACGGGCCGAAAAGAAGAAGCGGGUAGUUUAUUUCUGGGUCCAGGUGAUAACUAUUGCAUGGGAGGCACGGGCAUAAUCUUCUCGCGGAAAACAGUGGCUGAAGUUGCUCCAAAUGUGUUCGAGUGUGCUAAUAAUUUACGAACAUUCCAUGAGGACAUCGAGUUGUGCCGUUGUGUCAAGCAGUUCUCAUCGACGAAUCUUUCUUGCACGAAAUCAUCCGAGACAAAAAAGCUGUUCCUGCAUAAUUAUGGGGGUGAGCAGGCAUUCACUGGAGAUUUAGAAGCGAUGCAAGAUCUGAACCGCGCCAUCACAAUUCAUCCGCUGAAAAAAGCCGAAUUAUUUUACAAGAUCCACGCGUACAUCACGAGGUUGAACAUGCGUCGGAUCCACCAGGAGAUGGCCGCAGUAAAACGCGAUACCAAGGCUAUUCUUACGCUGAUGAGUGGAAAACCGGCAUCGUAUGAAGACAUGAAGAGAAUAACAUACGUUCAGCUUUUGCCUGAUGGAACGAACUUCGCUCCGUGGGAACUCAUAGCUGAUCGCCGAAUCUACGCUGCUGGUCCUCAAGUAGACUUUCCGCGACGAGGUCUGGAUCACAGGUCCAAAACGGGGAUAGAUGCUGCCAUUUUUCAACUAGUUUCUUCCAUGGAUUCUCUACCAAAUUUGAAGCGCCGUCAUUUGAAACGAACGAUACGAUUCCGCCGACUGCACUACGCAUAUCGGCGAUAUUCGACGCUGAAUGGAGUGGAUUACAUCCUUGAUGUUGUAUUGGAUUACAAAAAAAUUGGUCGCAAAUUCAAGAAAGAUCAGAAGAAGGAUUUCUCUGUGCGAAGGCAUUCUUAUGUGCGAGUACCGUUUUUAGGACUUCGCAUUUGGCCGAAGUUCAGAAAUCAAACGGAAGUCAAAAGAAAGGAAACGGUGAACUUCAUUUUGCCGCUGAAAGGAAGAAUCGAUACGUUCAGCAGAUUCUUGAGGAACUGGGAUUCUACUUGUAAAGUUGAUCACGUAACAGGAACAAGACCGUGUACCCUCACUAUUGUUUUUUACCAUGACGCGAAGGCCUCAACAUUGGAUGGAUGGAAUGAAAAAACUGCAGUAGAACACUUGACUUCGCUAUACAAUAAUCGAGCUGAUUCUCCGGACAUCAGGUUGGUGACAGUGUCCGAUAAAAAGUUUUCUCGAGGAGAAGCCCUCGAAAUCGGCGCCGCUGCGGCUAUGGACGAUGAUCUCCUGUUUCUCAUCGAUGUUGACAUCAUGGUCUCACCGGAGGCCGUUGAUCACGUCAGGUUCAACACGGAGUUGGGGAAGCAAGUUUGGUUCCCAAUAACUUUUUCGGAAUACGAUCCGAGUUUCGCUGGUGUAGACGACGACGAAUCCAGUUUCGGCGACGAAAGAGGAUUUUGGCGGAAGUACGGGUUUGGAAUCGUUGGCAUUUACAAGAAAGACUUGGUUGCUGUUGGUGGGUUCGACAGAACCAUCAGUGGCUGGGGGAAGGAAGACGUAGAUUUAUUCAGUCGAAUUGCUGGGACAAAGAGCUUAACUGCGAUGCGUGCUCCGGAUCCGGGGCUUGUGCACGUCUUCCAUAAAAUCAACUGUGACCCGCAGUUGGCGAAAGAUCAGUUGAAAAUGUGCCUUGGAACAAAAGCCAUAGCGUUAGCGUCUGUGAAGAGGCUUCAUGAGCUUAUUAGGAGCCAAAAUGUUUCGUGA